UCAUUUGUUGAUUCAAGUAGAAGAAAUUCAGUCAAUUUGAACAACUGUGAUGCUUGACACUACUACUAGCCUUUCUUUCAAGAAUCUUUUACAACAACUUAAAACACCAGAGCCCAGAGGUUCGGAUAUUAAAACGGGGGGUUUGACAUCUCCUGGGUCAACAGUCUUUUUUUCGCCUCGACCCGUUAGUGAAGUCAAUGCUGCUGCUACUAGAGUUCAGAAAGUAUACAAAAGUUAUCGAACACGAAGGAAUCUAGCCGAUUGUGCUGUUGUUAUUGAGGAGCUCUGGUGGAAGGCUUUGGAUUUUGCAGCCUUGGACCACAGUUCGGUUUCAUUUUUCAAUGUUGAAAAACCAGAAACCGCGACUUCACGGUGGGCCAGGGCUCGGACUAGAGCGGCUAAAGUGGGAAAGGGUCUAUCCAAGAACGAAAAAGCUCAGAAAUUGGCCUUGCAACAUUGGCUUGAAGCUAUUGACCCCCGCCAUCGUUAUGGCCAUAAUCUGAACAUAUACUAUGAUCUCUGGUUUGGAAGUGAAAGCAGUCAACCUUUCUUCUAUUGGUUGGAUGUUGGAGAUGGGAAAGAAAUAAAUCUUGAAAAGUGUUCGAGGGCCCGUCUACAACAACAGUGCAUCAAAUAUUUAGGCCCCAACGAACGGGAAUCAUACAAAGUGAUAGUUGAAAAUGGGAAGCUUAUUUAUAGACAAAGUGGUUUGCUUUUGGAAACUCUUGAGGGUUCUAAAUGGAUCUUUGUUCUAGACACAUCGAAAAAUUUAUACGUUGGCCAAAAAAAGAAAGGUUUGUUUCAACAUUCAAGUUUUCUAGCCGGUGGUGCCACCACUGCUGCUGGAAGAUUGGUGGCCCAUGGUGGCAUUCUUGAGGCUAUCUGGCCUUACAGUGGUCACUACCUCCCAACUGAAGAAAACUUUAGGGACUUCAUCUACUUCUUGGAGGAAAACAAUGUUGAUCUCACGAAUGUUAAGAGAUGCUCGGUUGAUGACGAUGACAUGGGCUUUUCAUUUAAGGUCACCCAACCCGAAACGAGGCCUAAACCAUUAGUCAUUCCACGUACAAGACCACAAGACAUUUUACGUUCGCCUACCAAUGCAAAAUGUGCAAUCACACCCACCUUUAUUCAAGGAAUAAACGCAGCUCCCAUUUCAGCCCGUUUCCAAGAACCUAACCACUAUUCUAGCAAAUGGACCUCAGGAACUGGUCCACGUAUUGGCAUUGUUCGGGAUUACCCAACUGAGCUCCAAUUCCGUGCGCUUGAACAAGUUAACUUAUCUCCUCGUAUUGCCCAAGGGAGCUUCGGGCCAAUCCCAUCACCCAGACCGUGCCCGAACGUUAGGCUCUCUCCGAGGAUUUCAUACAUGGGUCUGCCUAGUCCCAGGACCCCAAUCACUGCUAAACUAAUUUAAACUUUUUUAGUUAAGUUUUGACUUUUGACUCUUUUUUAUAGAGUAGGAGACUUUUACUUUACAAAGUAAAAGGCCAAACUGCAUAUAUCAAGUUGGAGUAUAAAGGA
Erigeron canadensis is the source of this 1524-nucleotide messenger RNA. Its product is annotated as IQ domain-containing protein IQM1-like. The record is from RefSeq and is a predicted model, not a curated record. NCBI's taxonomy places the organism in Eukaryota, Viridiplantae, Streptophyta, Magnoliopsida, Asterales, Asteraceae. The transcript has 7 exons. Bases 50 to 1417 code for a protein of 455 amino acids.